UCUUGUCCAACGUCUCCCCAUCUCACGUCCUACAUCACUCCCAUUUUACGCUCAGUGAUUCCGGUUUUUAUUCUCUCUUUCUAUCUGUGAUUCUUUCCACUACAGUUUACGAUGGCAGAUUCAGGAUCUCAUAGACUUGACCUUCGGGUCGGCGGGAAGUACAGGCUAGGCAAAAAGAUCGGUUCCGGCUCAUUUGGGGACAUUUAUCUUGGGAUCAACAUUAUCUCAGGAGAGGAGGUCGCCAUCAAGCUUGAGUCAGUCAAGGCCAAGCAUCCGCAGCUCGAAUACGAAUCCAAGGUGUAUAAGACCCUUGCGGGCGGUGUCGGUGUGCCAUUCGUUAGAUGGUUCGGCACUGAAUGCGACUAUAACGCCAUGGUUCUCGAUCUUCUGGGCCCUUCCCUGGAAGAUCUUUUCAAUUUCUGCAACCGCAAGUUCAGCCUGAAGACCGUCCUGCUACUCGCUGAUCAACUGAUAUCGCGCAUUGAAUACAUUCACUCGCGUAACUUCAUUCACCGUGACAUCAAGCCCGACAACUUCCUCAUGGGAAUUGGUAAGCGAGGAAAUCAGGUGAACGUCAUCGAUUUCGGUCUAGCCAAGAAGUUCAGAGAUCCCAAAACUCAUCUGCAUAUUCCCUACCGCGAAAACAAGAACUUGACGGGCACUGCCCGCUACACGUCGAUCAACACCCACUUGGGAGUAGAGCAGGCUCGUCGGGACGACCUGGAAUCGCUCGCCUAUGUCCUCAUGUACUUCCUUCGUGGCGCCCUCCCUUGGCAGGGUUUGAAGGCGGCCACCAAGAAGCAGAAGUAUGACCGCAUUAUGGAGAAGAAGAUGACCACGCCUACCGAUUUGCUGUGCCGCGGAUUCCCUAAUGAAUUCGGUAUCUUCCUGAACUACACCCGCGCCCUUCGUUUUGAUGACAAGCCCGAUUACUCUUACCUUCGCAAGCUAUUCCGUGACCUCUUCGUCCGUGAAGGCUAUCAGUAUGAUUACGUCUUCGAUUGGAGCGUCCAGAGGGGAGCUCAGGAUGACAAUUCGGCUGGGACGUCCAAGGCUGGUGCUGGACGAAGGAAGGUUGUUCAGGAAGAAGAUGAACACCGUGCGAGCGACAGAAUGCUACGCUCCCACACCCGUCAGGCCCAGCAGUCUGGUGCUCCUGGAGCUGUUGGGCAACAGCGCCGCGGACGUGACGCCGAACUUUGGUAAACGAGCUCCCCGUUGUCCUUUGGUGCUCUGGAUCCCGGUGAGCUGAGCAGAUUAGGGGCGGAGGGCAGGUGUAUCAGUGUUUUGCUCAGGUGUCAUAUGGUCUGGUUUGGGGUUUCGGGUCGUCGUUGAGUUAACUCAUCGGCGCUCGUGGUUGAGGU
Molecule: messenger RNA, 1364 nt
Organism: Desarmillaria tabescens
Lineage: Eukaryota; Fungi; Basidiomycota; Agaricomycetes; Agaricales; Physalacriaceae
Product: kinase-like domain-containing protein
Exons: 5
Coding region: 112-1206 (364 amino acids)
Biological process (GO): peptidyl-serine phosphorylation; signal transduction; endocytosis
Cellular component (GO): cytoplasm; nucleus
Molecular function (GO): protein serine/threonine kinase activity; ATP binding
Source: RefSeq, a predicted model, not a curated record